Pochonia chlamydosporia 170 is the source of this 312-nucleotide messenger RNA. RefSeq lists its product as hypothetical. The record is from RefSeq and is a predicted model, not a curated record. NCBI's taxonomy places the organism in Eukaryota, Fungi, Ascomycota, Sordariomycetes, Hypocreales, Clavicipitaceae. Bases 1 to 312 code for a protein of 103 amino acids. The transcript has a single exon.
AUGACACGGCAAGGCUCAAAACGACAUCUGGGUAUUCGGCGGGCUGUGUUCUCCGUUGAUACCCUGGAAGACAGGCGACAGCAUCAUUUCUCCCGACCUGUAUUUGGUGCCCUCCCUGAGCCGAAAUCCGACGCUGGCAGGCUGGCUGGGCACGACCCUAGUUCUGUGGCUGAUGAGCCAAGGCGUAAGGAACUUGACACUACCGAAGAAACUGUUCAUUUGGUUCCCACUAAAAUUGUAGCUGAAUCGGGUCUAAAGGUGAGACUAGAAUGGGCAGAUUCUCAUCACGACAAUUUGGAUGUGGACAAAUGA